UGAUGUUUGAAAAUCUUUAAGAAAGUUUUAAGCAAACAUUUUAAAAUUUUUAACAAAUUUUUCAAAUUUUAGUGAAGCCUUAAAUCUUUUAAGUUAGUAUCAAAAUUCUAAAUUGAGAUGGUUUAAUGGAAACGGGGAGACACAAAUGGCAUAUUCUACGCAAAGAUAUUUUAUGAAAUUUGAUUCGUUGGAAGCCCCUGAUGAAUGUGUUACCGGCAUUAAGCAAUAUUUGUCAUGCCUCGACUCGCGAGCAUGGUCAAUGGAUCCAAUACAAAGGAAUUUGUAUCUGAAGGAUCAAAUUGGUUGUGGUCCAAGUCUUGGCGAUAAAAAGAAACACGGAGAGAAGGGGUCUGCGGAGCCAGCAUUGCAACCAGCUGAAAAAGACAAGUUAACAACACAAGAGAAAACCAAAGAUAGGCCCCAAGAAAUUGAUAAACCUAAAAAUAAUGAUACAGAGCAAUUGGAACAGAGAGAGAAGACCGAAGCAAUUGAUGCUACUCAGGAAAGAUCCAAAGGUGGUAGCGGUUCCGGACAAUGGGAAAGACGAGAAUCUGACAGCGUCCAUUCGGAAGGCGAGAGAAAAAUUACUAACAAAGAAAAUAGUGGCAGAGUUGAAGAAUUACAGAACAAAUCGGUAGACAUUACAAAAUCCGAUGACGAACAAAAGGAAGGAGAUUGGACCAAAACUCACCAAGAUCGCAAGCACUCCCUGAGUAAAACUUUUACAAUCGAUGAUUCUACUUUCGAAAGGGUUGUACGCAAAGAACUUCUCGAGGGACGAACGCCUGUGGUUUCAUCUCAAUCCACUCUGACGCCAGCUUUAGUAAAGCCUGUGGCAAUAAUGGACCAUUUAGGGCACGAGUGUGGGAAUCGACGAAAAUAUAUACGGCAGAUGAUCAAGAUUAAAGGGAAAGAGACCUUAGCCGAAAUGAAGAAACUUUUAAAACAAUAUGAGGGCAGACUGGAUCUAUACAUUAGAGCAUGCAAGGAUCACAUCGCACGAAGAAAAAAUGAACAGUUUCGACAUUAUGAGGAGACCCCAAAAGAGAUAUAUAUCUCAAAUAAGGAACGGAGCUUCAUCCCAAAACCACCAAAGCAGGCGAUGAUUCAGCGAGAAAACCCAGAGGUCCAGCUUAGUUUCGUCAGCGGAAAUGGUGAACCUUUUCAACAAAGUAAUGAACAGGCCCCGGAAUCGCGGGAGCUCUUUGGGGAAAGUGAACAAAGCUUAACCGCACGAGAUCGAAAACAUAAACAUGGUGAGCUGUUCUUCCACGAACCGAAAUCAGCUCUGAGUGCCCAAACAGCGAAGAAAGUGAUUGAUUCGGUGUCGCGUCAAACGGAGGCUUUUCAAAGCCUUGACGUCUACGCACAGGAAUUAAAUGGAGCCAUACAAAAUCUGACUAAAGUUCUCACCGAAUUUGCCGAUCUUAGAAACUUUAUCGGAAAUUUAUUGAAAGUUGAUGGCCCUACUUCUGACCACAACCCGCCAGCUUAUGCAGAGCGACUCCCUUCUCCCAACCCGGGACCUUCUUAUCGAACAGCAGGGCAUUCCCGUCAAGCACUUCGCCCCACUAAUCAAACUUCUAAUCGUGUUCCGGGAAGAUUUCUCUAUGAUAAAGGACAAAAUGGCUCAUCGAAUUCACCACAAAGUAAAGAAACGAUCGGCAAGAGAAACAGCGCUGGAGAAGACCUGUGGAAUACCAAGUGCGAUCGUUUGAUUUCCGAAAUGAAUGAAGCAAGAUUAAUCGACAUCUGCAGAAAAGCCUACCUUGAUAUUCAUAACCAGUUGGUCAACGGAAUGAAUUCAAUGGGAAGCGAGCAUAAUUGCGUAGACCCUCUAACAGAAGUUGUCAAUAAACAUCGGGAAUCACUGCGCAAGCUACGUCAAUACAACCGGACUAUUCUUGAAACCAGCAAUCAAAUCCGCAGUAGAUUAUGGAGAAUCGAAGCGUUAGUCGGCGACAGCUGCGUAACUGGUUUUACAAAAUAUAAUUCAAAUAUAACCUCUCCAGCAACGACAUCGGAUAGUGUUACAAGUUUAUCGGGUUCCAAUUUAAAUCAACCCUUCCCUUCAUUCCCUUCAGAAUCAUUUGAAGCUAUUGGAAACGACUUGAUUAAAGCCAUUGAAGAUCGUAUAGCUGACAUAAAGACUGAAAUUGAUAUAAUUUCCGAGCAGAUUCAAUAUAAGAGAAUGGUCCUUAAUUCUCAGUUUGAGCCCAUAAAUGCGACUUUGCAGAAAAGGCGAAUGAAAGAACGUAAGGUUUUGAAACAAUGUCGCAAAAUAAGGGCCUUAGAGCUUAAAAUGUUAAAAAUUAAGUCUGCAUUUUAUGACAGCCAAAGGCUCCCUUGUAGCUCUUCAGAACAAUUUUGCGCAAAACAGUCCUUAAAGCGAGUAAGAAGCCUCCAAAACAAACUGUUAACAACAGUUGCUAAAUCUAUUCACAAAGAGCACGUUCUGCAGGCAGCUACUUCAGCCAGGGAACGUGCAAGGAAGAAUAAUGAACUCCUGAGGAGAUAUGUGAACAAAGCCCGCAUAAUUGCAAUUCAAAUAGAGAACUACAUCGAUGAUAUGAAGAGAGCCAUUACAAGUAAAACAUCGUCAAUCAACGAGUAUCCUUCCAACUCACAAGUUAUAUCCAAGGUUUUGCGCAAAUAUGCCACCAGGCUGCCAGCUUUAGUGACUAAGCCUUUACCUCCAAAUGCAUGUAACCCUAUUAAAAUGAUCCGAGCGAACAGCGAUACAAAAUUCUUUGAUCAAACCAAAAAUGUAACUGACGACUCCAUUUCAAUCUAUUACACGUCAUCUGCCCCACUUAUAACUGAUUCCCAGUGCGCACAAAGUUCUGAACCAAAUCCUCCAGAAACUUCGGAAAUCGAGUCUGAAAUCUCUCCGACGGUGUUUUAUCCUGCUACUGACGAUCCAUCUUUAAUUGUUAUUAAGUCGCCCGCAUACGGGAUGUUCUCGUCGGAGAGUUCAUCUGUGAAUGCAAAAACAAAUCAGAAAUUAGCUGUGCCUAAUGAAUUCCUUUCGAAAUCAAUCCCUUCUAUACAUUUUUCGUGGGGUCUCGAAUUCGAUGGAGAAAAGGCACCACCAAUGCUGAGAAGUACCUCCAGCACUUCCAUUCCAUCCUUUUGGAGUAAAAGCAGGAAUUUAGAUAAAGAAUUUCCUACUCCAAAUUCAGCCUUCUUCAAAUUUGACGGAAAGAUUUCGAAGACUCCACAAAUUACGUGGAAAAUUUUAGCUGAACAACAAACCAAAUUGGUAUUAACACGGAACAUCUCUGUGACCACACAAUGCGAAGAGAAAAACCGAAAAAUGGGGGAGAGGAUAAGACCAAAGUAUUCGUUUUUAGGCAGGAACUACAGAAAGCAACAGAAUCUGCUUGAAUAUAUAUCAAAGUUGACUAAUCUACGUCCUGUAGGGAGAAGUUCUUCAAUGGCAGAUAAGCACGCCAACAGAGGGUGUGCUUUCGACAUAAGUAAACAGUCGAACGGGCCAGGAGUUGAGUCCUUUUCAAUUGUUGAUAAAACUAGUUCCGAUAAACAUAAUCCCGCUACAAAAACAUCGCAGCUUGGAGAUGGCAAACUAAGGCAGUAUGAGAAUCCUAACGGUGGUAUAACAUCACCAUCUGCAGUCCAACUUCUUAAAAGAAAAUCUAAAAAGGAAACAAAUGCAUUUUGCGGCCAAAUCGGUGAAAGUUGCCUCGGAAAUAAAUUAGCCCAUGUCGAGCCGGGUCGGAAGGGGUCGAGUGAAGCUAUGCGCGGUAAUAAUAUACUAAUAUCUAGAAAAGCAGCACUGGCAACCUCAAAGCGAGACUUUGAGAGCGGCGACGAGAAAACCUUCCGAACAAAAACCAAGAAAAAGCGUAGCGAAGUGCAUAAUCUUGAAAAGAUAUGGGUUAGAUACCCGCCUGGAAGUUUGGACUUCUCGAAAAAGCCUUUUGUUAUUCCCCGGAAAAUUGACAGUUCGAGAGAGAGCGUGAAGUUAAACAAUAAUAAGAAAGACCAAACAAAGGUAAUUGAGGUCUCGGACAGAGAGGUAAAAGAGGAAUCAACAUCGCGACCAGAACAUGCGGAUAUUCCUACUCUAGAUAUACCAGAGAAUGGAGAGCUUUUCAAGCAAAACGUCAAAGUAGUUACCGACGGUAAGGAUAGAAAUAUUUUCAACACAACUUGUAAUGGAGCAGAAAACUCGCAAAAGCGUAAAUCAAAGCUAAGCAGUGUUAUUGCGCAAUAUCGCAUCGAUACUGGAGGCGAAUUAUUAAACACUCCCUUUUUUGACACUGAAGUUCAUCAAACCGGCGGAGAGCAACAAAGAAGAAGAAAAGGAGUCUUGCGAAGCAGUAAACAAAGCCAAUCAGCUCCCAAUAUUUUCUGUGUACCAGAGUUAAUGCCUUGCAGAAUGGAGGAAAUCAUCCAUCAAUUUAGAGAGGUUCUUCCAAUAGUUCGUCACGUUGAUAAUAAUAGUGAAGAUUUAAACAUGGGAUUUUAUGAAAAGAAUGCCAUUCUAGAAACUAGUAAACUAUACUACGGCGAGGAACAUUCCUCAAAUAAACUAAGCUCGUUCAAAACAUUACAUGUUGGACACGUUGGACCUCCUUUUGUCAAGAGCGAUAUGUUAGAAACUCCCGAAUUGGAGCAAGCUUCACUAGACACUUCAUUAGAAGUAAGACAUUCAGGGAUUCGUGUUCCGCCUAACGAUACUAAGAACCAAUUAUCUUUAGACUGGAUCGAUAGGAUAACUGAGAUGAAAAGCGAAUUGAUCACCGUGAAGGGACAGUCGGAAAUUCUCCGCACACGUGAGGAAAACCACCUGAAUCAAAUGAACAUGCUACAAUCGAAGCUGGCAAGUACCUUGCAAACAGUCCAAUGCCUUCAAAAAGAAAUUGAAUGUAUACCGAUAAUGAAAGAUUACGCUAAACAGAGGGAACAAGCCGUCGAAUCAAAUUCCAAAAAUAGAAGGCUGCAGGAGCUUCUAGCAUUAAGGAUUGAAACUCUUGAAAGUGAAUGGAGGACCAACUUAGAGCACAGAAGAAAUCUAAAAGUAAUGCAAGACGACUUGGGGAAAUGUCCGGAAGAUCCAAAUAUCUCGCUGGGUAUACAGCCCAAAUGCCCAGAAACACCGACAAAAGGAGACUGGAAUGAUUGGCUGCAGCAGAUCAAAGACCUUCACAAUGAAACGAAGCAAAUCGGUCAAAUGUUGGACUCGAAAAGCGAUCAGCUCAAGGACUGGCACCUGGGAGUAGAAGCCAGUGAUGAGUUGAACGGAAAUCAAUUCGAAUUUUACAAACCAGCAAAAAGCACAGCAGUUGAAAUGCCGGACGAAAAAAUUAGCGAUUACAAAAACGCAAACAGUAUCCAAAGCAUCAAGAAGAAUGACCACGGAUACACUACUCGCAUACAGCAUAUUACUGAGACCAUCGAUCACUUAAAAGAGCAGAAACAAACAUCUCGGCAGCUUAGAUGUGGCACAGAAGUCCACCAGAAGACAAUUACCGAUGGAGAAAUGAGUGAUCCUAGCAACCGCCUAGGAACGUUAACCGAGUGUCCAGUUCAAAAUGUGGACCUUCAUGAGAUUUUCAUGAAGCAAAACGCAGCAAUCUCUCACUUAACAGAAUUUCGGUCAUCGAUUGAACACUUGAUGCAGACUUUGGAGACCUCUAUAAACACAAAAUGUUCAGUUUGUGAUAAAAAUGCAAAGUGCUGCUGCAAAAGUGAUGAAGUUCUUAAGUAUAUUCGGAAAAUUUUUAAAUGUUUAAAAUCCAGCAAGGAGAACACAAGGGUCCAUACCUGUGAAUGUGCAACUAAAUCUCGCGUAGAGAAAGUCUGCGCCAAAAUUUUGCAGAAAGGCAUACACAAUUUAAAAUGGCGUGAUCUAGAAUACUUACAAACAGUUACUCGCAGAAUUCAAAGUAGGCUACGCGAUCCAAGUACUCACCACAAAGGGACACGAUGUAAGUGUGCUGGUGGUUCGCCACCUAAACUGGGAUAUGGCCAUGACAAGAGGAAGCAGCUUGGGAAAAUCAAGCAAUUAGAAGCGGAAAUCACAGAAACCCGGGAUCUUAUAAAAAAACUAAGAGAGGAAUAUAGUCCGCCACUAUCUUAAAAUAAUCCUUAAUUUGUUGUGAAUGCAAGUGCUGUUAUCCUAACGAAAUAAGUUUUCGAAUUAGUCUGUUUUCUGUUUGCGUCAUUUUCAAAUAGCGAAA
Messenger RNA from Hermetia illucens (black soldier fly), 6206 nucleotides. RefSeq lists its product as uncharacterized. The coding region runs from base 146 to 6106 and encodes 1986 amino acids. The record is from RefSeq and is a predicted model, not a curated record. Lineage: Eukaryota; Metazoa; Arthropoda; Insecta; Diptera; Stratiomyidae. The transcript has 8 exons.